Molecule: messenger RNA, 492 nt
Organism: Entrophospora sp. SA101
Lineage: Eukaryota; Fungi; Glomeromycota; Glomeromycetes; Entrophosporales; Entrophosporaceae
Source: the annotation of a GenBank genome assembly
AUGAUUUAUGAAGCUAAAGUGCUAGAUGUAGAUUAUUUGGAUCAAAAACACCCAAAAUCAGAUGUUUCCGGACCACAUUAUUUAAUACAUUAUAAAGAACCCAGAGUUUUAAAAUUUAAUGAAACUAAUUUAUCAAAACGAAAACAAAUCGAAGAAUCAUUUAAUAAAAAAAAUAAAGCAUCAACAGGAAAGAAGAGAAGAAGAGAACAAUCGAUUGAUAAAGAUGAAAUUCUCAAGAAACCUAUAAUAGCAAUUCCAAUACCUGAAAUGCUAAAAUCCAUAUUAGUUCAAGAUUGGGAAAAUAUUAAUACAUCACAAUUAGUCGUACGAUUACCACGUAAACCAUCAGUGGUAGAUAUAAUUGAUCAUUAUAAAUUAUUACUAUAUCAAUUAGAGAGACAACAAUAUAGAGAUUUGAAAAGUAAAUUUGAUAAAUUGGAAAGUUCACAAUUAUAUGGAGCUGAACAUUUUUUAAGGUUAUUUGGUAAAUAA